Molecule: messenger RNA, 995 nt
Organism: Cryptomeria japonica (Japanese cedar)
Lineage: Eukaryota; Viridiplantae; Streptophyta; Pinopsida; Cupressales; Cupressaceae
Exons: 1
Coding region: 23-922 (299 amino acids)
Source: RefSeq, a predicted model, not a curated record
ACAGUUGCAAAGAUUUAAUACAAUGGUCUUGCAAGGUCAACAAGUCAUGAGCUCGGGAAGAUCUUUGGGUGAAAAUAACAUUGACAGUGUUCCGGGGACAGUUGUGUGGUGGCCAAAACUAGAUGAUGUCAAAACAAAAGGUGUAUUCUCUCAAGGAAGAUUGGUUUCUGUAAAUUGGAUCCCACUGCAAGGGCAUGACUCCACAUAUGGAAACUCGUUUCCCAGUUCUCAGGGCUUUAGUGAAAUGCAAGAACUUCGUGGAUCAUAUACUAAUCGUAUUGUGGAAGAUCCACAACAAAUGAAGCUUUCCAGAAAACCAUUCCAGGAAAUGAAUGAGUCUAAUCAGAAACAAUAUCUAACAUCAGUGGCGCCAUCUCCCAAAACCAGUGGACAUAUGAAUUGGAAUGGCUUCAAUGGGUACCCACAUUUGUCAAACUUGGGAAUGGAAGCAUCGGGAAAAUGGAAAAUGCAUAUGAUGCCAUGCCAUUCAGAAGUUUCAGGGGCACAUGGUGGUGUGGACAUAAAUUUAAUGAGAAACAUGCAAGCUAAUAAACAGGGAACAACAGAGCAUCAGCCUGGUUUUCCUUCACGGGAAGCUUCUAAGGAUAAGAGAGUUGAUGUCGUUUCAGGCCCUGCAGACAAUAAUCGCAAAUUAUCUGGUCGUCAUAUGAUUGACUUUUUCUCAAGCAGUGAGCCAAAUCCAUCAAAAAAUAUAGUUUCUGUCAACGAGGAAGACCUACAAGUUUCUGCUCAUACCCCAAAAGAAUUUCUUUCACAAUUCUCCGAGGUUGACCAACAAUUGGAGCCAACAAGGUUGAUCAAGUCUGAUACAUCUGCUAUGAGCUGUGAGCAAGAAACAUCAUCUUGGAGACCACUACAAGAAAUACAAUGCAGAGCUCAGAAAAGGAGCUGUACUAUGUAGUAAUCAUUUACAUUUCUGUACGACAGAGAUUAGAAUUUUGUAAAUUUAAUAUAUUGUUGGAAAGAUUCUGACA